Austrofundulus limnaeus is the source of this 1965-nucleotide messenger RNA. RefSeq names its product synaptotagmin Vb (gene syt5b). Gene Ontology annotation, cellular component: dense core granule; exocytic vesicle; axon. The record is from RefSeq and is a predicted model, not a curated record. Gene Ontology annotation, molecular function: clathrin binding; calcium ion binding; calcium-dependent phospholipid binding. Lineage: Eukaryota; Metazoa; Chordata; Actinopteri; Cyprinodontiformes; Rivulidae. Gene Ontology annotation, biological process: calcium ion-regulated exocytosis of neurotransmitter; synaptic vesicle endocytosis.
AUUUAAUUUGCCUACAUUUGUAUUUUUCCUUUUGGUACUGUACAAUGAAAUGGUAAGCCAACAGAUGAUGGAGUGACCACUCAAAGUUGUUGGUAGAUGACAGUACAGCUAUGUUGAAGGGAUUAGUGACUAGGGCACCACACAAUCUCAAUCUGAACACAACUACCUCCGCUAUGAACGCCACAGUUUUCCCCUAACAAGGGAGUGCCUUGAUUUUUUUUUUUUUUGAUUUUAUAACAUGCAACACUGAAACAAAAAGGGCUGCCUUGAGUCUUAAUUUCUCUUCAUUAAAGACAAGAAGCAACAGAUGUGUUGUCAGCCCUCUAAUAUCAGGAGGGGUAGGGGAAGGGGGGAUUAAACGAUAACACUGCUCUAGUGAUUUGCCAGCGCUUUGAUGGACAGGGUUUCAGGAAGGCUGCCAGUCAGAGACAGCAGCAAACCGAAGGGCUGAAAGGUGUGUGAGAGCUCCAACGAGCCAAGAAACACAUCCAGCACUAAAAAAGCCCUCCACAAGCUCCACAAGGGAAUUAAGAAAAUAACAUCAACAGCUGAAAUGAGGCUGGUCGGCGCUGGGGUCCGACUUCGAAGGGCCKCUGAACCGUCCGAACCAGAAUCGGAGGAAACAACGGAGUCGGCACACCAUGAGCACACUCACCAUGAACACGGUCACUCAGAGCACCACCACGAGCACUCGCAUACAGAACACCACCCGGGCCAUGACUACAACCACAUGAAGGAGAAGUUCAUGAAUGAACUGGGUCAUCUGCCAAUUCCCAUGUGGGCAGUGGGAGCCAUUGUAGUGUUGGUCCUGGUUUUAGUGGCGUGCUUCAUCUUCUGUGUUUUCAAGAAAUGUUUUGGGAAAAAGAAGAAGCCAAAGAAAGUGAGGGAAAGGAAGGCGGGCCGACGCAGAAAAGAAAAAGAAGGUGAAGGAGAGGUCGGCGAGAAGGAGGGGGAGGUGAAAAAGGAAGGUCAGCAGGAGGAGAAAGAACAGGAGAAGUUGGGUAGACUGGAGUUCUCUUUGGACUACAACUUCACUGAUUCCCAGCUCAUCGUGGGCAUCCUUCAGGCUCAGGACCUUGCUGCUAUGGACAUGGGGGGAACAUCAGAUCCCUACGUCAAAGUUUUUCUGCUGCCAGACAAAAAAAAGAAAUAUGAGACCAAGGUUCAACGCAAAAACCUGUGCCCCGUUUUCAACGAGACUUUUAUCUUCAAGAUUCCAUAUGCAGAGUUGGGUGGGAAGACUUUGGUGCUGCAGGUUUUUGACUUUGAUCGUUUCUCCAAGCAUGACAUGAUUGGCGACAUAAAGAUUCCCAUGAACAGUGUGGAUCUGGGCCAGCCAAUACAACAAUGGCGGGACUUGGAAAGCAGUGAGAAGGAGGAGGAAAAAUUGGGAGAUGUUUGCAUUUCCCUGCGUUAUGUUCCCACUGCUGGAAAACUGACAGUUAACAUAAUGGAGGCAAAAAAUCUUAAGAAAAUGGAUGUUGGUGGAUUAUCAGACCCAUAUGUGAAAAUUGUUCUGCAACAAAAUGGGAAGCGGAUUAAGAAGAAGAAGACAACAGUCAAGAAAAACACACUUAAUCCUUACUUUAAUGAGAGCUUCAGUUUUGAAGUCCCCUUUGAACAAAUACAGAAAGUGCAAGUUGUCAUCACAGUGUACGACUAUGACAAACUUGGAAGCAAUGACCCAAUAGGAAAGACCUUUAUGGGUUACGGAGCUACAGGUGUGGGCCUGCGACACUGGUCAGAUAUGCUUGCAAACCCCAGGCGUCCAGUAGCUCAGUGGCACACUCUCAUGCCAGAAGAAGAGGUUGAUGCGGCACUCAAAGCAAAACCUCGCUAGGAUUCGCACCACAAAGACAAAUAAAAUGCUGCUGAGGAAUUAUUUGGUGUUAAACUGAAUAUUUUAUUGUAUGUUUUUAAUUUAUAUGUAAAAAAACACAAAAGUAAAACUACCUUUAUUUGUUA